UUAUCAGAGUUAAUCGUAAACAGAAAACCUAAUGGAUCUGCAUGUUAGCCUUCCGUGGGAACUGGAGGAAGAAAUACUCUCUCGUCUUCCACCUCAGUCUCUUGUUCGGUUCAGAGCCGUGUCUAAGAGAUGGAACUCUCUCUUAAACAACAAGAGUUUCAUCAACAAGCACUUGUCUCUCUCCCGUCCCCACUUCAUCUUCCUAACCAAAUCAAAGAUUUAUUCAAUAGACAUCAUCGAUCAAAGGGUAACUUUGCGUGAGCUACACUCUUCUUGUAGGGAUUCAAAUUUGCAAUACAGCAGAAUCACUACUUGCGAUGAACUCUUGUUCUGUAAAUAUCCUCCAUUCCAUUCGAAGAUGGAGACAGCGCUCUGGUCUCCAUGUUUGAGACAGGCUAACUUGAUAAAGUUGUAUUCCGUGGGCAAAGAGUUCAAUGCUUUCGGCUUAGGAUACGACAACAGUGGACCCCAAAAGGUUCACAAGCUUUUACUGUACCACCCACCCCAGGUAGCUGCGAUCUACGAGUGUGCUUCUCACGUGUUGAGGUACAUUAAUGCACCUUACGAGGUACGCAUGCCUGAAAUAGAUAGACGGUCACAUGUGUCUUUGUAUGGAAAUUUGUAUUGGAUUGAUUACAAUCUCCAGACUGGUGAGUAUUUCAUCCAAAGCUUUGAUUUCACUAGGGAGAUUUUCAAACCCUUUUGUCUCCUUCCCUUACAAGAUAACCAUUGUCUCAAUGAACUUCGCCUUGCGGUUUGGAAAGGAGAUCGGUUUUCGUUGUUAAAGCAAAAAUUUUUAAGAAGGAAGAUUGAAAUUUGGGUAACUAAGAAUAAGAUUGAUGAUAAAGAGGAAGUGGUGUGGAUAAACUUUAUGACCUUGACAACAACUAACUUGCCAAAUUUGUUUCACAAGAAGUGUGGUGUUAGUUACUUCAUCUAUGACAAGACCCUAUUCAUGUGUUGUGGCGACGAUGAAGCUAGUCAUCCUUGCAUCUAUAUUGUGAAGGGAGAUGUGUGCAAUAAGAUUCAGAUAGGGUAUGGCCAGGUCAGCUGGUUUUCUCACUGUGCCUAUGUUCCAAAUUUGAUCUCGGUUCCUUUAAAAUUUCAGAUUUGAGUGAAUUGUUGCAAGUCUAUUAUUAUCAGUUUUUCUUUUUAAGUUGUUGCAUCUCUUUUGUUUUUUUUUUGAAAUUUUAACGUGAUUGAUUUUUUUUUUUUCAUUUUUUACUUGAGUUAUUUGAAUGUUUAUGUUUGAAGUUGAUACAAACAUGCAACAAAAGUGUUGUUGCAACCAGAUGGAAGAAGUGGAUAAAGGACAAAUUUCACACACAAAUUAAGAACAAACUUCGCUUCGCCAGUAACAUUUUCUCGCCUCCAAUUUUCAUCAACUACACAAUCUCAAUUUACCACAAAUACUUUGAUGUGGAACAAUCCUUUCGCUGAAAGGCAUCUUUGUUCGCUUGAUGAGCUUUGAGAUCACACUCAUUCCUCACAUUAAGAAGAGAUUGGCUUGUGGUGACUAUGGUAAUGGUGCAAUGGCUGAACCUUCUUUGAUUUAUUCCACUGUUAGACUCUUUUGGGAGUCGCAGGCUCAUCAGCUAAGUGCUGGAACAAGUUGAAAACGUAGCUUCCAGUUUGCAUUGGUUGGUUCUGUUUUCACUAUCAUAGAUCAUAUAAUGCUUUUCUUCGUACUCUUAAGUAGCUGUCUCGAUUUGAUGUCUCUAGAGGACCAGUUUCAUUGUCUCUACUCAUGUUGGUGUGGGAAUAUUUAAGUUUAUUGCCUAGCUUUUUGGUGUUCUCCUCAGUCUUUGAGUCUCAUGUCAUAGCGUUUAUAUAUAACUUAACCAAUUCUCAGAUAACUAAGCAGCUUUACUUUCCAUCAGUUAUCAUGAAAUUAAACGGCAAGCUGACUAAGACAUGAAGUUUAUAUCUUUUGAAACACUACAAUGCAACCGAAAUCUAAACUUAAAAAACGCCAAAUACAGUAUGGAAACAUUUCAGAUUAUUCAACAAAUUUAAAACCAAAGAUUGAUCGAAGCAAAUCUUUAUUUAUCUAUCUAACCGAAACACUGAAGGUAAACGAAACAACAUUCAAAAGUUCACAUAACAUCAAAUACGCUUACAGCUAUCUAAGACGCUUCACUCUUAACACGGUCAGUGGACACAUUAAUGCUUGAGUUCUUGUCAUCAUCCUGACAUGUUGUAUUAGAGACAAUUAUAGUUCACCUGUUUUGUCAUGUUUUCUCGCAUUU
Brassica napus (rape) is the source of this 2249-nucleotide messenger RNA. RefSeq names its product protein SUPPRESSOR OF NIM1 1-like. The record is from RefSeq and is a predicted model, not a curated record. The coding region runs from base 32 to 1114 and encodes 360 amino acids. The transcript has a single exon. Gene Ontology annotation, molecular function: protein binding. Lineage: Eukaryota; Viridiplantae; Streptophyta; Magnoliopsida; Brassicales; Brassicaceae.